This is a messenger RNA of Sphaerulina musiva SO2202, 826 nucleotides long. RefSeq lists its product as uncharacterized. Bases 366 to 731 code for a protein of 121 amino acids. The transcript is spliced from 4 exons. The record is from RefSeq and is a predicted model, not a curated record. NCBI's taxonomy places the organism in Eukaryota, Fungi, Ascomycota, Dothideomycetes, Mycosphaerellales, Mycosphaerellaceae.
GUCGCAACAACAGAUUUCUGCGAAGAAGCAGCAAGAACUGCAGGUCCAAUAUUCGAACUACAAGGAAACCCUUCAAGCCAUAGCACAAAAGAUUGGUGAUAUUGAGCAAGAGGUCGAGGAACACAAACUAGUGCUCGAAACGCUUGCGCCACUCCCUGGUGACCGCAAGUGUUUCCGCAUGAUCAAUGGCGUUCUGACCGAGAGGACGGUGAAGGAUGUUCUUCCCACACUGCAGACAAACGCAGAAGGCUUGAAGAAGGUGUUAGAGGAUCUGGUGAAUCAGUACACGGGAAAGCAGACCGAGAUGGAGAAGUGGAAGAAGAAGAACAACAUCCAAGUUGUGCAACAAUGAACCAGCCCCACAUAUGCUGACAUGUCUAAACUCUUGCAAGUCCGUACGACCACGAAGUCAAUCAGUCGGGCCGUGGGUCUUGCGCGCGAGGGAACGAUCUGAUGUGGGAUCCCGCUCUGCGUGUUAUGCAGAAUUGAUACCCGCAAACAACGUCACACAGAAGGUCUCAUACGUACUGGUUCCAAGGCGGAUGCAAUGGUCGCAGCGCAAGGACGCAGUUCAACAGAUGAAGCGGGCAGUGGAUGCUGCUGGAAUUGGAAAAGUGGGAAUGCUUCAGGAAAUGGCAUGUGAUAGUCCGCUGCACAGACGGGCCCAACAUGUUCGAUUUGGCUCCUGCGAUACCAUGGAUCAGUAUGGAGUUUGGGAGCGUCCGCUCUGAGGGCGUUGUGCAAUCGAGUCUCGAUGAAGAGAAGCAGCGAGACACUCUAGACUCUGUUACAGGGCAGUCUCGCAAGUAUGCCCCACGUGAUCCCC